UAUGCCGAAAAACAAAUGUCAAAUUGUGCUGCAAUUGUAAAUUGAAUGCAAUUCAUUUUGAAGCUAAAAAUUAUGUUCUAAUAAAAUAAGGAACCCUUAGGAGAUUGCAUUAAUUUAAAAGAUGAAUUUAAACAUAAUUAACGCUGGGAAGUUUAUCUGGAAAUCUCAAUCUGUUCCAGGUUAUGGGUUCCAACAAGUCCGAAAUAAAUGGGCCAAUUGGCUCAUGAUUCGCGAUGUGAAAAGAAGGCGAAUGAGCGCUGAAAACUUUUUGGAAAGAACCAGAAUUAACGCAAUGAGAAGAAAUGAUGUGCUUCCAGUAGAAAUUAGAGAGCUUGCUGAUAAAGACAUAAAUAAGUUUGAGAUGAAUGCCAUCCCUUUGAGGAUAAACAACAGAUGCGUCAUUACAUCCAGACCUCGGGGUAUUGUGCCAGAAUGGCGCAUGAGUCGUAUUGUGUGGCGCCAUUUGGCAGACUACAAUAAACUAUCUGGAGUCCAGAGAGCAAUGUGGGGAUAAUAGUUAUUUGAAAUAGGAAUUAAUAAAUUAUAAUAGUUGUUUAGA
Messenger RNA from Papilio xuthus (Asian swallowtail), 559 nucleotides. It is a transcript of the gene mRpS14, whose product is annotated as mitochondrial ribosomal protein S14. Gene Ontology annotation, molecular function: structural constituent of ribosome. Gene Ontology annotation, cellular component: mitochondrial small ribosomal subunit; ribosome. Lineage: Eukaryota; Metazoa; Arthropoda; Insecta; Lepidoptera; Papilionidae. The transcript is spliced from 3 exons. The coding region runs from base 122 to 514 and encodes 130 amino acids. Gene Ontology annotation, biological process: translation. The record is from RefSeq and is a predicted model, not a curated record.